AUGGACCAACUUAUUGUCUUUAAAGAUGGACAGCCUGCUGAUCAAAGAGUUCAGCAACGGAGAUCAGGGGUUCACAGUGAUCAGUCUGCAGAGCAGCAUCAACCAAACCUGGAUUACAUAUUUAUGCUGCUGGAGGAGAAUAUACUCACGUUUGCAAAGAAUGAACUGAAGAAGAUCCAGAGGUUCCUGAGACAAGAUUACCCAGAAUGCUUAGAGAGUCAGAGGGAGUAUGAAGAGAUGUUGGACAGUGAGGAUGAAGAGCAGAGGAGGAGCAGCAGAGAGUCAUUUCUGCUGAUCACAGUGAACUUCCUAAGGAGAAUGAAGCAGGAGGAGCUGGUUGAGCGUCUGCAGAGCACAAUUGAUGCUGGAGUGUGUGGACGUAAACUGAAGUCUAAUCUACAGCAGAAGUUCCAGUGUGUGUUUGAGGGGAUUGCUAAAGCAGGAAGCCCAACCCUUCUGAAUCAGAUCUACACAGAGCUCUACAUCACAGAGGGUGAGACUGGAGAGGUCAAUGAUGAACAUGAGGUCAGACAGAUUGAAACAGCAUCCAAACAGAAACCAGUCAGACCAGAAACAGCCAUCAGACAGGAAGACAUCUUUAAACCCCCACCUGGAAGAGAUGGACCAAUCAGAACAGUGAUGACAAAGGGAGUGGCUGGCAUUGGGAAAACAGUCUUAACACAGAAGUUCACCCUGGACUGGGCUGAAGACAAAGCCAACCAGGACAUCCAGUUCACAUUUCCAUUCACUUUCAGAGAGCUGAAUGUGCUGAGAGAGAAAAAGUACAGUUUGGUGGAACUUGUUCAUCACUUCUUUACUGAGACCAAAGAAAUCUGCAGGUUUGAAGAGCUCCAGGUUGUGUUCAUCUUUGACGGUCUGGACGAGUGUCGACUUCCUCUGGACUUCCACAAGGCUGAGAUCCUGACUGAUGUCAAAGAGUCCACCUCAGUGGAUGUGCUGCUGAUAAAUCUGAUCAGGGGGAACCUGCUUCCGUCUGCUCACCUCUGGAUAACCACACGACCUGCAGCAGCCAGUCAGAUCCCUUCUGAGUAUGUUGACAUAGUGACAGAGGUCAGAGGGUUCACUGACCCCCAGAAGGAUGAGUACUUCAGGAAGAGGUUCAGAGAUGAGGAGCAGGCCAGCAGGAUCAGUUCCCACAUCAAGAGCUCCCGAAGCCUCCACAUCAUGUGCCACAUUCCAGUCUUCUGCUGGAUCACUGCUACAGUUCUGGAGGAUGUGUUGGAAACCAGAGAGGAAGAAGAGCUGCCCAAGACCUUGACUGAGAUGUACAUCCACUUCCUGGUUGUUCAGUCCAAACUGAAGAAGGUCAAGUAUGAUGGAGGAGCUGGGACAGAUCCACACUGGAGUCCAGACAGCAGGAAGAUGAUUGAGUCUUUGGGAAAACUGGCUUUUGAGCAGCUGCAGAAGGGCAACCUGAUCUUCUAUGAGUCAGACCUGACAGAGUGUGGUAUUAAUAUCAGAGCAGCCUCUGUGUACUCAGGAGUGUUCACACAGAUCUUUAAAGAAGAGAGAGGACUGUACCAGGACCGGGUGUUUUGCUUCGUCCAUCUGAGCGUUCAGGAGUUUCUGGCUGCUCUUCAUGUCCAUCUGACCUUCAUCAACUCUGGUGUCAAUCUGCUGGCAGAAGAACAAACAACAUCCAUGUGGUCUAAACUGUUUGUGGACAAACCUGAACCUAAACAUCUCUACCACAGAGCUGUGGACAAGGCCUUACAGAGUCCAAAUGGACACCUGGACUUGUUCCUCCGCUUCCUCCUGGGUCUUUCACUGCGGACCAAUCAGACUCUCCUACGAGGCCUGCUGACACAGACAGGAAGUGGCUCACAGACCAAUCAGGAAACAGUCGAGUACAUCAAGAAGAAGAUCAGUGAGAAUCAGUCUCCAGAGAGAAGCAUCAACCUGUUCCACUGUCUGAAUGAACUAAAUGAUCGGUCGCUAGUGGAGCAGAUCCAACAGUCCCUAAAAUCAGGAAGUGUGUCCACAGGUGAACUGUCUCCUGCUCAAUUAUCAGCUCUGAGCUUCAUCUUACUGUCAUCAGAAAAAGAUUUGGAUGUGUUUGACCUUAAGAAAUACUCAGCUUCAGAGGAGGCUCUUCUGAGGCUGCUGCCGGUCAUCAAAGCCUCCAACAAAGCUCUGCUAUGUGGUUGCAACCUCUCAAAGAGAAGCUGUGAAGCUCUGUCCUCAGUUCUCAGCUCCCAGUCCUCUAGUCUGAGACACCUGGACCUGAGUAACAACGACCUACAGGAUUCAGGGGUGAAGCUGUUGUCUGCUGGACUGGAGAGUCCACAUUGUAAACUGGAAACGCUCAGGCUAUCAGGCUGUCUGGUCACAGAUGAAGGAUGUGCUUCUCUGGCCUCAGCUCUGAGAUCCAACCCUUCCCAUCUGAGAGAACUGGACCUGAGCUACAAUCAUCCGGGAGACUCAGGAGUGAAGCUGCUGUUGGCCGGACUGGAGGAUCCACACUGGAGACUGGGCUCUAUCAAGGUGGACCAUGGAGGCCUGCAGUGGAUGAAACCUGGUCUGAGGAAGUAUUUCUGUGAACUGGAGCUGGACACAAACACAGUGAACAGAAACCUACAACUGUCUGACAACAACAGGAAGGUGACAUGGGUCAAAGAGGAUCAGUUGUAUCCUGAUCAUCCAGACAGAUUUGACUACUGGCCUCAGCUGCUGUGUAGAACUGGUCUGACUGGUCGCUCUUACUGGGAGGUCGAGUUGGGAGGAGUGGUCUCUAUAUCAGUGAGUUAUAGAGGAAUCAGAAGGAGAGGAGACAGUGAUGACUAUUUGUUUGGAUGGAAUGAUCAGUCCUGGAGUCUGUUCUGCUCCGAUGGUGGUUACUCUGUCUGUCACAAUAACAGAGGAACAACCAUUCCCUCCUCCUCCGGGGGCUCUAACAGAGUAGCAGUGUAUGUGGACUGUCCUGCUGGCACGCUGUCCUUCUACAGAGUCUUCUCCAACACACUGAUCCACCUCCACACCUUCAACACCACAUUCACUGAACUUCUUUAUCCUGGGUUCUGGAUCAGGCCUGGUUCCUCAGUGUCUCUGUGUGGUGUGUAGGUGUGAGAGUCUCCUGUGGCCAGAAACUCUGACUGAAGAUCAGCUGCUGAGGUCAAAGGUCACCGGGUUUACCAUCAUAUUCUCUGCACUGUGAAGCAGAUCUGUCUCAGACUCAUUUAAUCAUUUUGAUCAUCAACAUUUGCACAGUUUAGUGAAAUGAUUUCAGUUCUGUAUGAUCAUUUUUAUUUCAGUUCAUUCUGCUGUUGCUACUGUCAGGAUCCCUUGAGCAGCAUCCAGCUCUGAUCAGCUUUUAAUAGAAUCAAAUCUUUGUUAAACAUCUGUCCAACGGCCAACUAGCACGAACAUUCUGCACCUGCGUAAGAGGAACAACUCUCCCUACCAGCAGAUGGCAGUACCUGUAUCCGCCAUUCAGAAAAGGAUAGAAGAAAAGCUAGAGUGUGGAUAUACAAGCUGUAAACAAAGCAGCUGUCAUUCAGCACAGCUGCUGUUUAUUCCUGAUUCUAAUCAGAAUAAGUUUGAUGGCACUGCCGCUCUCUGCCCUUGGCCUUUUGGUUGUGGGAGAAGAAAGGAAGUCUUGGAGGUGAAAAACAAAAAGAACCACACUAAAUGGGUGAAAUCAUGGAUACUACAGUGACAGGCUGAAGGGGUUUCCUGAAUCUUUUUCUUCUCUUGCACUGAUUUGCUUGGCUGAACAGUCAAUCAGAGUGGUCUUUUGUCUGCUACUGAGUCAACAUGCUGAAUUGGCCAAAAAGCCACCAACAGAGUCUGACUAGUGCCAACUGUGCGGGGACACAAAGACGAGGGCAGCAGACACUCAUGGAUGGCCCAACAGCGGCGUGCGUGGUGGAAUUUCUUCUGUACUUUUCUAAUUCUAUGAAAACUGAACCCAUUAACUUUAACUUUACUACAAUACAAGUGGUAGGGCACCACAACCCUACAAAGUACACACACCAUGAUGAGAAAGAACUGAGACAGAGAUUGUGAACGGGUCAUUUCGCCCAGAUUUAUUAAUGUAACAAAUGCAGGUUACAUGAAUAAACUGAGCUGAGGAACAACUGAAGACAAAGACAAGCGCAGGCAUUAAAUGCCUUCUGGAACAGGAUGAACUGAGCUAUCCUGUCUAGACCAUUGAAACAAACAGUCCUGGUCUCUAAACACUUGCACAUGCCUGCAUCCUGACUGAGAUGUGAUCUUACACAUACAGUAGGCAAUGACAGUUCAGUAACACAAGGGCCAUGAUGACCAAAUUAAAAUAAACAUGAGCAUCCCAGGACUAUAGCAGGAUGUAACCCUACAUAGUUCCAUUAGAUCAUUUAUAACUUUUAGUGCUGACAUGACCUCAGCAUCAAAUCCUACUCUUCCCACCUGUCUGCCUGUGUUCUGUUAAUCAUGACAUGUGCAGGGUGAACUGAACACAUACUCAAAACACACAGUCUAGUGGAGAAAUACUAAACAUGACACGUGAACAUAAUCAUAUACUGAAUAUAAUGACAGCAAUUAAUGAUUAUGGGCAUAGAAAUGACAAUAAUGUAAUCUGACUCUAUUCAACAGAAAACCAGAACUCUAUAGUUUAUUGACAUCCUAAUGUGCCGGACAAAGCACCCAUUGACUUCAGGGUGAGGGAACAAGAAAUGCCAAAAUGCUGACUCAGUUCUGGGUUUUAGGAUUCAGUACUAUGACAUUAUUAAUUCUAACUUCAGAUUAGAAUUAAAGGGAAACUUUUUUUUAAGCUGUGAUACAGAAUUUGUAAAUUUUUGAUGCAUGUUGCAUAUCUGAACCAAAUACAUUUAUAUUGCAUAACUAUUUCUUUUUAUAUAAAUAGGUAAUACAUAACUGAUUAGAGAUAUGCGUCUAAACUAUUUGUAAUACUAGGACAGAGGUUCCCAGACUUCUCGGGCCAUGUAUCACAAUGUACCACAUCAAAUUUCUCAAGUGCCAUUUUCUACCGCAGGUACCAAGAGGUGCAUAUGCAGCCCCUGGCUGCAAUUACUACUACUACUACUACUACUACUACUACUACUACUAGUGUACUACUGAGGUCCAGUGUCAGCAUGUUUUUGUUUGUUUUUAAAUGUAAUUUAUUGAUUUAACCAUGCAAUGCCCCAAGAAAUAUGAGCACGAACAAAUCUCUCUUUCUCUCAUUGACUAUCCCUAGUGUUUCCUUUCCAUCUAUGGGUUGUAACAAUGGGGGAAGUUGAAUUAGCACCCAAAGCUCCAUUUACAACCAUGACAAGCAAGCAGGCUGACUGAGUGUUUUUUCUACACUUGUUUCGCACUGCAGACUGAAUCCCAUUCUAUCAAACGUGUCAGUUCACUCUGGCCCUUCUUGUCUAUUUUGUUUUCUCUCUGCUGCAUUUAGUGAAGCAUAAUCUGCACAGACAGCUGUUUAUAUUACAUAAAGUGGCAUCUGCUGUGACUGCUCAAGAUUCUGAUGUAGGACCUAGAGCUGGGAAAAUCAGUAAAUUCUGACAUAAAAACCAAUGUUAUAAGACUGUAAAUUGUUGUGUAGGGCUGCACGACGGCUUAAAAUAUGAACAAUUUGUCACUCAGAAUUGAGUGGUAUUUUUAUUUCAGAGAAAAAUGUUGUAUUUUUACUACACUACCUGUGCUUGAUAA
Molecule: messenger RNA, 5658 nt
Organism: Monopterus albus (swamp eel)
Lineage: Eukaryota; Metazoa; Chordata; Actinopteri; Synbranchiformes; Synbranchidae
Product: NACHT, LRR and PYD domains-containing protein 5-like
Exons: 8
Coding region: 1-3081 (1026 amino acids)
Molecular function (GO): protein binding
Source: RefSeq, a predicted model, not a curated record